AUGGCCAAAGAAAGUUCAUUUAGUGGUCAGAACUCAGGUUUUUUGGCCAUCGAUGGUCAGUUGAGCCCGCCCUACUGUUUCGUGUCUCAAACAUCUUGUUACCAGUGGCUUCAAAUUGAUCUGAUAUGGCUCUACAGAGUCGAUGUUGUUCAGAUUGUUGAAAAGUUCACGACAAAUGAGUUUAAUGUCCAGUUGAUGGCUUCAUCAAUGAAAACAAAUGCAUCGUGUAAGAAUAUGACCAGUCAGCUGAACAACAUCAACGUUACAUUCCAGUGUCCGAACGCCACAGAGCAUGCAAGCAGCUCAUCUUACGUCCCACCAACGAAGGGUGGGUACCCCCUGUGUGCAAGGUACCCUGGGGUUGUCCCUGUGGCUUCCAGAGUCACCCUUCAAUGUAAUGCCAACUUGCCUGCCUACCGUUACAUCAUCGUUCAUCAGGCUUUUGGUGCUGGCAAUGGAUAUUUAGCGGUGUGUGAACUAGAAGCUUAUGAGCCUCAAAUGAAGUUCCCAAAUAAACGUUAG
Molecule: messenger RNA, 522 nt
Organism: Helobdella robusta
Lineage: Eukaryota; Metazoa; Annelida; Clitellata; Rhynchobdellida; Glossiphoniidae
Exons: 3
Coding region: 1-522 (173 amino acids)
Source: RefSeq, a predicted model, not a curated record